UAAUAGUUUCAUUUUAGAUAUUCCAUAGACUAUUGAAACGUAGAUCGUAUUGUUUUAUUAAAUUAAAUGACAUCACAGACAUGGAACAGUGUACUGUGCCAUAUCGGUUUGUUUUUAAGGCUGUACCAACUUCCGGUUAACAAACGUUAGCCUGAUAGCUGUAGAAACCAUCCAUACUCAUUGAAUGGAGCAAAGUGCAUAUGCGAUUUCUGACAUGAAUUGGUAAAUUGUAGUGUUCAUCGUUGAAGCAUGGCGAUUUCAAUGGAAACCCAGCUCCAGAGUAUAUUCGAGGAUGUAGUGAAAACAGAAGUUAUUGAGGAAGCCUUUGCAGGCAUGUUUAUGGACACACCUGAGGAUGAGAGAACAAAACUUAUCAGUUGUCUAGGUGCCUUUCGUCAGUAUUGGAGCACUCUUCCUCCGGAUUCCCAUGACCAGUGUGUGCAGUGGAUUGUCCGAUUCAUUCAUGGCCAGCACAGCCCCAAACGGAUCUCUUUUCUCUACGACUGCCUCGCCAUGGCAGUGGAAACCAGUCUGUUACCUCCCAGGAUGGUGUGUCAGGCUCUCAUAAGCUCAGAUAACCUGGAGUGGGAGCGGACACAGUUAUGGGCCUUGACUUUUCGACUCAUACGAAAAAUCAUCGGUGGUGUCGAUUACAAGGGAGUUAGAGAUCUACUGAAGGCUCUGCUGGAUAAGAUUCAGACCAUCCCCAACACCGUUAGCUCAGCUGUGGUCCAGCAGCUGCUAGCUGCACGAGAGGUGGUGGAGUACAUCCUCGACAGGAACGCGUGCCUCCUGCCUGCCUACUUUGCCAUUACAGAGAUCAGAAAACUCUAUCCCGAGGGGAUGUUGUCACACUGGCUUCUGGGCAGUCUCAUGUCAGAUUUUGUAGACAGUUUUCGGCCCACUGCAAGAAUUAACUCCAUCUGUGGGAGAUGCAGCCUCCUUCCAGUGGUCAACAACUCUGGCGCUAUCUGCAACUCCUGGAAGCUGGACCCCACCACAUUACGCUUCCCUCUCAGGGGCAUGCUGCCCUUCGACAAGGACCUGUUUGAACCACAGACAGGGCUGCUGCGAUAUGUGCUGGAGCAGCCCUACUCUCGAGACAUGGUCUGCAACAUGUUAGGGCUCAACAAGCAGACCUUGAACAUUGCUCAGCACAAGCAGCGCUGCCCGGUGCUCGAGGACCAGCUGGUGGACCUGGUGGUGUACGCCAUGGAGCGCUCGGAGACCGAGGAGCAGUUUGACGACGGCGGCACCAGCCAGCUCCUGUGGCAGCACCUCUCCAGCCAGCUCAUUUUCUUUGUGCUCUUCCAGUUCGCCAGCUUCCCGCACAUGGUGCUCUCGCUUCACCAGAAGCUGGCCGGUCGAGGUCUGAUCAAAGGCAGAGACCACCUCAUGUGGGUCCUCCUCCAGUUCAUAUCUGGCAGCAUUCAGAAGAACGCCCUGGCUGACUUUCUCCCUGUCAUGAAGCUGUUCGAUCUUCUCUACCCAGAGAAAGAGUGCAUCCCGGUGCCGGACAUCAGCAAGCCCCAGUCGACCCACGCCUUCGCCAUGACUUGCAUCUGGAUCCACUUGAACCGCAAGGCUCAGAACGACAACUCCAAGCUGCAGAUUCCCAUCCCCCACUCCCUCAAGCUGCACCAUGAGUUUCUCCAGCAGAGCCUGAGGAACAAGUCCCUGGGGAUGACAGACUAUAAGAUCGCCCUGCUGUGUAAUGCCUACUCCACUAACUCGGAGUGCUUCACUCUGCCCAUGGGCGUGCUUGUGGAGACUAUCUAUGGCAACGGCAGUAUGCGCAUCACCCUGCCUGGCACCAACUGUACCGCAUCAGGCUCCGUCACACCACUACCCAUGAACCUCCUAGACUCCCUCACCGUCCACGCCAAGAUGAGCCUGAUCCAUAGCAUCGCCACUCGGGUGAUCAAGUUGGCCCACGCCAAGUCCAGCAUCGCCCUGGCCCCAGCGCUGGUGGAGACCUACAGCAGACUGCUGGUCUACAUGGAGAUAGAAUCUCUGGGCAUCAAAGGAUUCAUCAGCCAGCUCCUGCCCAACGUGUUCAAGUCCCACGCCUGGGGCAUCCUUCACACUCUGCUGGAGAUGUUCAGCUACCGUAUGCACCACAUCCAGCCCCACUACCGCGUCCAGCUGCUCAGCCACCUGCACUCGCUAGCCGCCGUGCCCCAGACCAACCAGAACCAGCUGCACCUCUGUGUUGAGAGCACAGCGUUAAGGUUGAUCACAGCGUUGGGGAGUUCCGAGGUUCAGCCUCAGUUCACCCGCUUCCUCAGUGACCCCAAAACGGUGCUGUCAGCUGAAUCUGAGGAGCUCAACCGUGCCCUCAUCCUGACUCUGGCCAGAGCCACCCAUGUCACAGAUUUCUUCACGGGCUCCGACUCCAUCCAGGGUACGUGGUGUAAGGACAUCCUGCAGACCAUCAUGAACUUUACCCCUCACAACUGGGCUUCUCAUACCCUGAGCUGCUUCCCUGCUCCUCUUCAGGCGUUCUUCAAGCAGAACAACGUUCCCCAGGAGAGCCGCUUCAACCUGAAGAAGAACGUGGAGGAGGAAUACAGGAAGUGGAAGAGCAUGACCAACGAGAACGACAUCAUCACCCACUUCUCCAUGCAGGGAUCGCCGCCCCUCUUCCUGUGUCUGCUGUGGAAGAUGCUCCUGGAGACUGACCACAUCAACCAGAUCGGCUUCAGGUACACCACAAAAGUUCUGGAGAGGAUCGGGGCACGGGCGCUGGUGGCCCAUGUCAGGACGUUUGCAGACUUCCUGGUCUAUGAGUUCUCCACGUCGGCCGGUGGCCAGCAGCUCAACAAGUGUAUCGAGAUCCUCAACGACAUGGUGUGGAAGUACAACAUUGUCACGCUGGACAGACUCAUCCUGUGUCUGGCCAUGAGGAGUCACGAGGGUAACGAGGCCCAGGUGUGCUACUUCAUCAUUCAGCUCCUCCUCCUCAAGCCCAACGACUUCCGCAACCGUGUCUCUGACUUCGUGAAGGAGAACGCCCCCGAGCACUGGCUGCAGAGCGACUGGCACACCAAGCACAUGACCUACCACAAGAAAUACCCGGAGAAGCUGUACUUUGAGGGCUUGGCCGAGCAGGUGAACCCGCCCAUGCAGCAGCAGUCCCACUACCUGCCCAUCUACUUUGGUAACGUCUGCCUGCGCUUCCUGCCCGUCUUUGACAUCGUCAUCCACCGCUUCCUGGAGCUGCUGCCCGUCUCCAAGUCCCUGGAGACCUUACUGGACCACCUGGGAGGACUCUACAAGUUCCACGACCGUCCGGUGACCUACCUGUACAACACGCUCCACUACUACGAGCGUCACCUGCGCGACCGCACCAACCUGAAGAGGAAGCUGGUGCACGCCAUCAUGAGCUCUCUGAAGGACAACCGGGCGCCAGGCUGGUGCCUGAGUGAGACCUACAUCAAGUGUGGCAUGAACCCCCGUGAAGACAACGUCUGGAUCCCCGAUGACACCUACUACUGCAAGCUCAUCGGACGCCUCGUCGACACGAUGGCUGGCAAGUCCCCCGGGCCGUUCCCUAACUGUGACUGGAGGUUCAACGAGUUCCCCAACCCGGCCGCCCACGCUCUCCACGUCACCUGCGUGGAGCUGAUGGCCCUGGCAGUGCCCGGCAAGGACGUGGGCAACGCCCUGCUCAGCGUCGUCCUCAAGAGCCAACCGCUGGUGCCUCGGGAGAACAUCACCGCCUGGAUGAACGCGAUCGGCCUGGUGAUCACCGCCUUGCCUGAGCCUUACUGGGUGGUCCUGCAGGACCGUAUCGUGAGUGUGCUGGGCAGUCCGUGCUUCACCACAGAGACUGAGUGGGUGGGGUACCCCUUCGCGCUGCUGGACUUCACCGCCUGCCACCAGUCCUACUCUGAGAUGUACUGCAGCUACGUGCUGGCUCUGGCCCACGCCGUGUGGCACCACUCCAGCAUCGGACAGCUCUCCCUCAUCCCCAAGUUCCUGUCUGAGGUGCUGAAGCCCAUAGUAAAGACAGAGUUCCAGCUCCUCUAUGUGUACCACCUAGUGGGGCCCUUCCUCCAGCGCUUCCAACAGGAGAGGACCCGCUGCAUGCUGGAGAUUGGAGUGGCGUUCUAUGAGAUGCUACAGGCUGUGGACCAGCACAGUCAACACCUGUCCUACAUGGACCCCAUCUGUGACUUCCUCUACCACAUCAAAUACAUGUUCACCGGGGACAGCGUCAAAGACCAGGUGGAGAAAAUCAUCCUGACCCUACGUCCGGCCAUGAAGCUCCGUCUGCGUUUCAUCACCCACACUAGCAAGAUGGAGCCUGCAGCCGCCAGUGUUCCCCAGCCCUCCUCCUCUGUGUCCUCACCCGCCCCACAGAGCAACCCCGGGCCCUCCAACCUCCCCUGUCUGUGGCCCAGUAAAACACACACACCAAGGAAGGAGUCUGUCUGCCCCAUGGCUGUGGUCCCACUGUCAACAGCUGGAGUAUUGCUAUGGACACACUCCACGAAUGUUUAGGUCAGGGUUGAGACGGACAAGAUGACCCUGAGAGUCUGGUCUCUUGAGGCCGACCAUGCAGCGCCCCAGUGCUGUGGUCUGUUCCAAAGCUUUAAACAACCUUUCAGUCCGAAAAGCAGCAUAGAAGAAAACAGACAUGAACUGUUACACAACAGAAUUACCUUUUUAUAACCUUUAGCUUUAUAGUGCUUUUUAUUGUUGAGUGUAUUGGAAAAAGACAAGUGUUUCUGCAAUCAUUGGUCUGCUAGAGUAUGUAUAUAAAAGACGAGUUGGUGGCGGCUCAUUCUGUUGUUGCUCUCCCUUUUUGUAAUAACAUGAGAUGGUCCAGUGCCUUGUGACUCCCCACUUAAUCAUGAGAGGCGAUUUAUGUUGUGUUUUUCACACAAAGUAAAGAAACAAUAAACGUCUUUAGUAUUCUGUG
Messenger RNA from Salmo salar (Atlantic salmon), 4927 nucleotides. It is a transcript of the gene med23, whose product is annotated as mediator complex subunit 23. Gene Ontology annotation, cellular component: mediator complex; transcription regulator complex. Gene Ontology annotation, biological process: regulation of transcription by RNA polymerase II; positive regulation of gene expression. The record is from RefSeq and is a predicted model, not a curated record. Lineage: Eukaryota; Metazoa; Chordata; Actinopteri; Salmoniformes; Salmonidae.